Molecule: messenger RNA, 639 nt
Organism: Aspergillus uvarum CBS 121591
Lineage: Eukaryota; Fungi; Ascomycota; Eurotiomycetes; Eurotiales; Aspergillaceae
Product: CVNH domain-containing protein
Exons: 3
Coding region: 1-333 (110 amino acids)
Source: RefSeq, a predicted model, not a curated record
AUGUCUUUCCACUCUUCUUCCCAGGACAUCCACAUCGUCCACGAGGAUGGCAGCACCAUGCUGUGCUGCGUCGCCCGCGACAGACACGGUGAAUUUCACCCCCGCAAGAUUCGUCUUGACCAGCACAUUGGCAACACGGAUGGCUGGUUCAUCUGGGGCGGUCAGAACUUCACCGAGACCGCGAGCGACGUCCGCCUCGAGAUGACCGAGUACGGCCCCAAGCUGGUCGCUAACCUCCGCACCCACGACGGUGGCUCUAGAGGUCUUCAGGGCAUCAUGCUGUCGGACAAGAUCGCCAACGAGGAUGGACGCUUGAGAUUCUUGGGUCCCUGAGCGAUCAAUUCGAAGUUCACACAUAUUAGCAUAGGGAUAUGGUGUUUUGUUAUUAUCGUUGAAAACAGUUCCAAUCGAGCGCAUAGCUGUGAAACCAAUGUACCAAUUUCAUAUUCAUGCUCGCUCUUACCCAAGUUGAACCAGGGCCGGUUCGCCGUCGGCUAUACUGGCCCCUAGUCCCGUGAUUCUGGAAAUGUUCAGCUUAAACCAAGGCAGACCCUUGCCCACCUACGACUAGUUUGACCGACUGUAUUUUUAUAAACGUCGCUAUACCAUGACCUAAGGAGGAACUUCGGUUCGAAUCGA